AAUAUCUUACAUCUGGAACAUCACAGUCUGAUCCAAUACUGGAUACUUCCCUACCAAACAUGACUGAGGCACAGGUUCUCCAGUGUGGGGAAGACUUGAAGACAUUCUAUCGCGGACAAAUGUGCAAAAUCAAACCUAACCCGCUUGAUUUCAAUAUCAUCCUUGAAUUCGAGCAAAUUUACACAAACUUAACGCUGCUCAGGAGCGAAAAGGGAACAAGGAGAACCAAAAUGCCACUGGAUUACACUGAUCUUCUUACUACACAGAUUAAUGGGGAAAUUCCUAAGCGUCUUCUGGUUGAAGGUGAAGGGGGUGUAGGUAAAACGACCUUCUGUUCGAAGAUCGCAUGGGAUUGGGUCACUGGAUCUCCAGAGUUUCAGAACUUCAGUUGGGUUCUGGUUAUACCCCUGCGCAAUGUUGUAAAGGGUCAGACAAUUGGUGAUAUUAUGUUAAACUAUCUCUCUGAUAGUAAUGCUGUAAGCCCUAGACAGAUCGAUAAUUACAUAUUGUCUCAACCUACAAAGGUUCUGAUUGUACUUGAUGGACUAGAUGAGUAUGAUGGGGACCUCUCUACCACAGCAAGCUCAGAUAUUUCUCAGAUUCUACGAUCGGAGAAAUUCAAGGAAUGCAUUGUUCUGGUGACAACAAGACCAUGGAGGGCGGAACAGAUCAAAUCCAACGAAGGAUUGAGUAGGUUGUAUGCAUUCAUUGCAGUAGAAGGAUUUAGUGCUGAUAAUGUCUCAAAAUACAUCAAGAGGUACUUCAUAAAUGAUGAAAAGGCGGGAUCAGAACUCAGUCGGUUUAUUGAAGUGAAUGAUGUAAUCAAGGAGAAUAUGUCACCCUUCCCAAUUUUCGUAGCAAUGCUAUGUAUCUUAUGGGAACAUUGUGACAGAGAGAAAAGAGAAACAAUACGAAGACUGAAGACAUUUUCUCAAUUAUUUGAACAAAUGAUCAUGUAUCUAAGAGACCAUUAUGUGUCAAAGGUUGUCAAAGUGUUACGUAAAGCACAUCUGGACAAGGAAAUGGAAAGUAUCAAGCUUUGUUUGCAAAGCAUAGGAUCGAUUGCAUUCUCAGGACUACUGAACAAGAAAUUAGUUUUUAAUGAGGAGGACUUCAGCUCGUGCAAGGAUGCCAUGGAGACAUGUUGCAGAAUCGGAGUUCUGAGUCAGGAAAAUCGAAAUGUUUCCGGAUGGAAAAGAACCUUAACUGCUUCACAGUCUGUAAUCACUAGUGUCUUCUUCCCUCACAAAUUAUUUCAAGAAUAUAUUGCAUCUGUUUAUCUUGCCUCUCUAUAUGACACGAAUCGCGAAGAGUACAGUAGGUCGAUGGGUGAGGUACUGAUGAGCAAGAACCCACAAGAAUUCCGUUACCUCUUGUAUUUCACUGCUGCCCUUGGAAGGGAGGUGGGACUUGAUAUUGUCAAGAAAAUACAACAAAAGGACUUCCCAAAUGUACGACAGAGAACGAGAAACAAUGAUUUUCUAGCAGAUAUCACUUUUGAAGCGUAUGAUAAGGAUACAGCGAAAGCAGUAGGACAACAUAUAUUUGCAGACGAGAAAAAGUUGACCUUCGAUAAAGACAAGCCUGCUCACACAGUGUCUGGUUACCUCUUCGUCAUGGAACAGCAUGGAAUGGAAACUUUGGUGUUCAGAGACAGAUCAUGUGGCCCGACUGUAUCACGUGACCUAGCAGACGUCCUAUUCGCAUCGAACUCAUUAUCAAGAUUAGAGUUUUAUCGUACAACAUUGGAUGAUGACUUCUAUCAGUUAAUGCGUACACAUUUGUCUACAAUGGCGGUAAAUAUAUACAUAUUUAAACAGAAUACUAAUGAUUACAAUUGGUUUUUAUCAGACGAAUUUAUGCCAUUAUGUUAUACACAAAGCACACCUUUGGUCAAUCGAUGCCUAUAUUUUAGUGGAAAAUUGCAUAUGUUCAGAGAGGCGAAGAAAGCAACCAAAGUGUUAAAGAUACCUUGGAUUAAAUGUAAAAGUACCUUUGAGAAGACUAACUGA
Molecule: messenger RNA, 2012 nt
Organism: Strongylocentrotus purpuratus (purple sea urchin)
Lineage: Eukaryota; Metazoa; Echinodermata; Echinoidea; Camarodonta; Strongylocentrotidae
Product: baculoviral IAP repeat-containing protein 1f-like
Exons: 3
Coding region: 60-2012 (650 amino acids)
Source: RefSeq, a predicted model, not a curated record